Puntigrus tetrazona (Sumatra barb) is the source of this 4407-nucleotide messenger RNA. It is a transcript of the gene rgs14b, whose product is annotated as regulator of G protein signaling 14b. Gene Ontology annotation, molecular function: GTPase activator activity. The record is from RefSeq and is a predicted model, not a curated record. The coding region runs from base 95 to 1819 and encodes 574 amino acids. Lineage: Eukaryota; Metazoa; Chordata; Actinopteri; Cypriniformes; Cyprinidae. Gene Ontology annotation, biological process: signal transduction. The transcript is spliced from 20 exons.
GUUAUAUUGUGCUCAGAGCACAUCUCAUACGCACAUCAGAAACAACUUACUCAUGCACUCAUUAAUAAUCUAAAGUACAUGAGAAUCGAAGGAUAUGUCUCUGAAAGGGAACAACAGUGGGAUAUCCAACGGACUUAAGACUCUGGCUGUUUCAGAUGGAGAACUGAAUGUUUUGGACACAGAUGAUCGCUCAGUAUCACAGUACUCCAGCAGUAACACCAGUCUGCCCACUGUGCCCAGUGAAGGGAGUAGAGGGGUCGGUCAGGUGGCCAGCUGGGCCGUUAGCUUCGAGAGGCUCCUGGAGGACCCAACGGGAGUACGCUACUUCACAGGAUUUCUGAAAUCUGAGGUCAGUGCUGAGAACAUCUUGUUCUGGCUGGCAUGUGAAAAGUUUCGCAAGAUACCUGUCCAUCAAACUGAGCAGCUUAAGAAAGAGGCAUCCUCUAUUUAUAACACUUUCCUGUCCAGCAAUGCAACGUCUCCCAUCAAUAUAGAUGACAGGGUACGAGUCGAGGAGAAAGAUGUACAAAAUCCUCAUCCUGACAUCUUUCAAAAAGCACAACAACAGAUCUUCAAACUGAUGAAGUUUGACAGCUAUACUCGUUUUGUGCGCUCACAGCUCUAUCAGAGCUGCAUGCUAGCGAACGUAGAGGGCAGGCCUCUGCCGGGGCUGGACUCUCGCGGCAGACCCAUCACAGCAACAAAACCCACCAGCAGCAAUUCUCCCAAAGAGCAAGUCAAAUUUGAUAGAACUAAAGAGAGGUUAAAGAUGAAGCCUGGAACAGCAGAUGGUGAUGAUGUGGUAGAGAGGAGGAAAGUCAAUCUGCAAGGCAUGAUGGGAAAGGACAAGCGCAAAGAGAAGAGAGGGUCUUGGGGAGAAUCACCUAUCAGCUUCAAAACUGGACUUGUGAAGAGUUUGGAGGUUGAGAAAUUAGUUGCACGUUCUGCAGACGGAAGGGUAGAUAAGUACUGCUGCGUCUUCCUGCCUGAUGGUACAGCUUCUCUGACCCCAGCCCGACCUGGCAUCACAAUCCGCAACAUGCUCACCGGACUGUGUGAAAAAAGAGGCCUUCCUCUGUCAGACAUCAUUAUUUAUCUACAUGGCAAAGAUAAACAACCACUGUCACUGGACCAGGACAGCUCUGUGCUGAAGGACCAGCAGGUGUUUUUAGAACUGAGGGUCACGUUUGCGGUGAAGGUAGCCUUCACAGGAAAGACGGUGGCCGUUGUGGUAAAGUCCAAUAAGACGCUGCAGGACGCCCUUGCGACAAUGCUUCAUAAACAUCGCCUGAGGUCACAGGAUGCCAUUGUCAGCAUGAGUGGAACCGGACAGAUAAUACAUAUGAACACAGUAGUCACCUCUCUGGCCAAUAAGACACUAAUUCUAGAUAAAGCAGGUGUUGAUCAGGCCAGCAGCCCCAAAGGGAACUUCUCACCUCCUUCAUUUCAAGAUCGGAGAGGUGCUGUGGACGCAAACAUGUUCCCUCCAGGGAUUUCCAGAUCAGCUGCCCGGCAGAAGAACCCUGGAUUGAGGAGGACCUAUGACAUGGAGGGUUUGGUGGAGUUGUUAAACCGAGCUCAGUGCUGCAGUGCAGACGAUCAGCGAGGCCUCCUGAAGAAAGAACAUCUAAUGCUGCCUCAGUUUCUCCAGUUACCCCUGGAAGAAGUGGAGGAAACUGAGACAAGCAGAUCACUGGAGGUGUCCUGCUGCAGUAUGGGGUCUCUCGAAGUGGACUCUCCUGCAGAACAAUCAGACACUUUAGGGAAGGAACAAUCAGAGAAUGAAUGCUCAAACCCAGCUCGAGAAACUGUGGUGUGAGCUGAACAGACCUGUUACAUCUUUUGCUUCAAUGAUCUGUCACAAUGGAGCAUGAAGAACAGAGAAGAAUGAUGUUUCAGCAAUGUAAAAAUUGCUUCUGUAAUGUUGGACAAUAGUCAUUAGGAUUUUUUUAUAAAUGCAAAAUGGAAUAUUGUUUACAGUAGAUGUAAUUCUGCACAUGUUAUAUAUCCAGCUGCUUGUAUUUAUUUUAAAAUGUUUCAAAAAAGAAAAAUGCAUUCUGUGUUCAUGAAGACAUUGCACACUUGGCAACAUUAGCUAAUGCAUUAGUUAUCAGGAAGGAACAGGUUUCAAGAAUUUAUUAGGCUGGAUUCAUUUUAAUUUAUAAAUGUAUGAAUGUGCAUUUAAUAUUAAAAACAUAUUAGUGUAUGUAAAAAUUGACAUUAAUAUUUUAGGUCUUUAUUGACUUUAUUAACAGUUUCCUUAAUGUAACAUUUCUAGGCAAAACAGGAUAUUUAAAUUUUUGUGAAUGUGAUAUUUUUUUCCUUGAGUGGAUCAUGAAAAGUAAUGUUCCAUACUGUGGCUUCAUAUCACAAUGACUGGAGUUAUGGAAGCUCAAGUUCACCCUUAAGUGCAUCUAAUGUACCACUGAUUCUGUAAUUAGGACCAAGCCCUGAGGGUGAUGUAAGUUUCUGUGAGAUGUCUUAUUAUUCCUCUUAAAUUUGAGUCAAUGGCAGCCCUAUGAAAGCCAAAUAGGACAAUUAUGAAAAAUGGCACAAUUAUAGUGAUUGUAAUGAAGAGUAAUAUGACCAACUUUGGGGUCUCUAGGACCUACUACUUAAAAAAUGAAAAGUUAUAACUUUUGAAGCCUUUAUUCUAGAAGUUUUUAGUACACCUAAUUUCUCUCCUCAAGGUGAUGCAAUUCAUUAUUAUAAACCAUCUUAAAAUGUACUAUAUUCCAUUUUUUCACACUUCUUUCAAAUUUAAACCAAUUUGAGACUCAACACUAAACAACAUGUUGAUACUACCUUUGUUCCAAUGGGUCAUGGGGCUGGUGGGGGCAAAAACUUUUGAAAUGUUUGUCAGAAAAUCCUGAGCUUUGGCGGUAUUGAUUGACAACUUGUCCUGAAUACCUGAGACUUUGUACAAAAUGUAAUUUGUGAAAUAUUUCUUGAUUUAUGCUGGUCCACUACUUUUAGGCAUGCGGUAUGAAUUAAUUUAUUUUUUCGCUUCUUCUACAAAUCCUUUACACUUUUGUUUAAAAUCAGUUCCUUUUUGGUGCAGCUUCAGAUAGUUCUGGCAGUCCUGUUAUACAAAAGCAUAUGCAUUUUUUGUGCCUUUAAGAUGCACACUGCAGUCCCUUGAAUUGCUUCCUGUGACAUUUGACAUGCUUGUUUUGCUUGCUCUACAUGCAGUGCUUACCGUAAUUUCCAUUGCUUGCUGUAUUUGUUGUGUUUGCUGUGCUUUCAUUGCUUGUGCCUGCUAUUUUCUAGCCCCUUUAUUUAGUCAAACCUGUUCCUGGUGGUUUGCGUACGUCCACUAUAACACAUGAGCCUAAAUUAAAAACUAUAAUUUUUUUAAUUUCAUGCUGAUUUUAAUGGCUUAAAAGAUUGAUAAUGUCUGGGUUUCUGCGAGAAGAUUUCAAGGUUUGUUGGGUUUCGCUCACUCAUGGUGUGUGUUCUGAAGACAUGCAACUGCCCCGGGGUGAAUAGAGAGAGAAUGACAGAAAUGGAAGGAGGUAAAAUAGAGGCAGGGAGAAAGAAAGAGCUAAUGCAUGGAGUGUGCUGCGCUAGUAAACUUGAUGCUGAUGGUUCCCUAGGCUUUAAUAACACACACACACACACACACACACACACACACACACACACACACACAUUUUCCCCUAGUGCACCUUGUCCUCAGGAAAGUCUUCAUCGGGAACAUUAUUUUUAUGGUCUCUGAAUGGAUAUCGUGUAGUGAAGUAAUCAGACUCAAUCAGAUGACCAGCCCCCAAGCAAAGGCACAGAUAGGAGGAAAGAAAAAGUGAGAGAGAGAAUGAGAAAAGAGAAGGGAUGGGAAGCCAGAGAGAGAAAGAAGACUGAAGGGAGGGAGGCGAAUCUGCGAGCAGAACAGUGCUGCACAACUGCGUGUCUGUCCUCAAUGAGUGUACACUGAAAUAACAACAGGUUUCUUGAAGAUAACCAAUAGCGUUGACUGCAUUAUAUCUAGAGACACAGCUGAUUUCCCUCCUAAAGUCGAGACAUGGAAAGGACAGAGAACAAAGUGUCCACCAUCUCCCCGCAAAAACAGACAGUAAAAAAUAGAUCCAAGUCUACAGAGGAGGUACAGCAAGCCAAGAAGGCCUUUCAUACACCACAAAAAUCUCUUCCGGCUAAACCAGAAACCGAACAACUAGAGGAGACCUCAGAACUGAGUGCCUCAACAGAGGAGUUCAAAUGAUUGCUGGAUUCAAACUUCGGGGCUUUGAGAUUUAGACAGAUCAACUGGAAUUAUGGGUAAUAACAAAAGGAUGAUUCAGUGUCUCUGUUUUACUUUAGUUAGCAUAGAAAAAAACAAUAAUCACGUGUCGCUUCUUGAAUUUGUACGAGUCUGAAAAUGUUGGUGAAAUAAAUGCACAACUGGAUAUCACA